Cynocephalus volans (Philippine flying lemur) is the source of this 1245-nucleotide messenger RNA. RefSeq names its product phosphatidylinositol-binding clathrin assembly protein-like. Lineage: Eukaryota; Metazoa; Chordata; Mammalia; Dermoptera; Cynocephalidae. The transcript has 10 exons. Gene Ontology annotation, biological process: clathrin-dependent endocytosis; synaptic vesicle budding from presynaptic endocytic zone membrane; clathrin coat assembly. The coding region runs from base 1 to 1245 and encodes 414 amino acids. Gene Ontology annotation, molecular function: 1-phosphatidylinositol binding; phosphatidylinositol-4,5-bisphosphate binding; clathrin heavy chain binding. Gene Ontology annotation, cellular component: clathrin-coated pit; extrinsic component of presynaptic endocytic zone membrane; synaptic vesicle. The record is from RefSeq and is a predicted model, not a curated record.
AUGAAGGAACCGUCGUGUGGUGAGCGCCACCUGCAGGACCAGGCCUUCACCUCGGCGUCCUCAUCUAGGGGUGCCAGUCACGCUUACGUGGAAGAGGAGGGCAGCCCGCGCCACACUCAUGGGGUCUUCUGCAUCCAAGGCUGCCCUCCAGGCGACCCCCAAAGAGCCCAGGGAGCCCAAGCCGAAACACUUGAUCUAAUACAGUACAUCAAUGAAACAAAUAUGAGCGUUCAACAUCUGGCUGAUGUUCUUCAUAGGAAAACGAGGAGCAGUAACUGGGUGGUGGUGUUCAAAGCUCUGGUUACUGUGCAUCAUCUCAUGGUCCACGGAAAUGAGCGUUUCAUCCAACAUCUUGCAUCUCGACCCUCUUUCUUCACGUUACACAGCUUCCUGGAUAUAAGCGUCAUAGAAGGUUAUACGAUGUCAGCCUUCAUCAGACGGUACAGCAGGUAUUUGAAUGAAAAGUCACUCGCCUACAGACUGAUGGCAUCUGACGUUACAAAAAGCAAGAGAGGGAGAGACGGUGUGAUAAGAGCUAUGAGUACUGAACAGCUGCUAAAGACGCUUCCAGUUAUUCAAACCCAGCUGGAUGCUCUUCUUAAUUUUAAUGCAAAUCCUGAUGAACUAACUAAUGGUAUAAUACGUGCUGCUUUUAUGCUUCUCUUUAGAGAUGCUCUUCGUCUCUUUGCAGCCUAUAAUGAAGGGAUCCUUAAUCUGCUAGACAAGUUUUUUGACAUGAGGAAGAACCAGUACAAGGAGAGUUUGGGGAUUUACAUCAACUUCCUCGAAAAAACCACCAAAUUGACACAGUUCCUGGAGGUUGCAGAGCAAGUUGGAAUUGACCAGAGCAACAUUCCAAAUCUUAUUCAGCCACCCCGGAGUUUACUUGAAGCACUAAAACAGCAUUUAGCUUCUUUGGAAGAGAAAAACAUUUCACCACCUUGCAGCGUGUCGUUCAGCGCGCUGGCUCGGGGUCUGACCGUGUCGUGUGUGUCUGUGAACAAGCAGCCUAUUGCCCCAGCGCGACCCUCACCUGUAGCAGCUGGAGGUGGCACUGCUCAGCCAAAGAAAACUUCUUGCCAGAAAGAAUCAUUAUGGAUCCAAGAAAAAGAGCGGAGAUUUAGCCAAAACUGGAGCUUGAAUUCAGAGGAAACUCGGAAGGCAAGUUUGCACCCCUGGAGGAAAAGCGCCCGACAGCGCGGCGCCGGCUGUGACUGGCGGGACCUUCGGGUCGCGCUGCACUGA